AUGGGCAACCGCGUGGUUAUCAAACAUGCUGACCGUCUCGUCGUCGGCCUUCUCCAAAACGACAACUCUCUCGGCAGCUCGAACUGCGCUUUUACGGCAAAUUUGAGGCUGGCUUCGGCUAAAAUAUGUCCUGAGUUGUGGUUUUUUCUCCUUCUCAAUGUUUUAAUUAGAAGUUUCUAAGUUUAAACUCCGUUUUGAUUUUGUCGUUCGAUCAAAAAAGCUUCAUUGAACUUCUGAAACACCUUCUGCCAUUGAGAAGUUUCAAAAAUGGUUUUCAAAGAAAACUGUCAGAGAACUUAAUUUUUCUGAUUUUUGCGCUUUUAAAAAGGCGAAUAGUUUGGUAGAAAACAUAUGAUUCUAUCCAUUAAUUGUUCGUCUGAAAAUUGAGAAAAAGAAGUAAAAUAUGAUCAAGGUGUGCCUAUAAAUGCAGAUGAAAAACCAAUACUCUGAAAAUGAGACUUGCACUCAGUUCAAAACAUAUAUACUAAUAAAAAUAUUCUUUAGCCAGAAAUAAUUAUAAAACCUAUUUUUAUCGGAUAAAUUAAAAAUAUUUCAAAUUUAUUUGGCAAACCAAGAGAAUGUCAGAAUAUGAAUCGCAGGAUAUCAAAAACUUUCCGUCCUUUAAUCCUAUUUUGAGUUUAAAUCUAUUCGGCAAUGUUUUUGCUUGAUAUAAGCGAAUUUGUUGUGAGGAUUUCGCUUUGACUGGGUGCAGACAAAGACCAAUGCUCCUGGCAACGUUACAUGUUGAGUGGGAACGUCGCGUUGCGUCUGAAAACACCCCAAAAUGUUUUGAGCGCAAAUUUUUCUUGUUUACAACUACUUUUUUUUCGAAAUAAUCUCUUUCCAAAAACAAAAUAUUCCAAAUCACCCAAAGUUUCUUUGAACUUCUAUUUUUAUUUUAAGUAUUUUGUUAUUAUUAAAAAGUAUGUUGAAGCUCAAGCCCCUUAAAAUUAAAAUCUGAACCCACAAAAGUUUUCGUGAGACAAGUUUCAAAAGGAUAGUUACAUUUUCCAAUCUGUGGUUCUCGAAAUGCUGCCAAAUGUUACAUCGCAAGUGUCGUGCACGUGCUUCUCGAUUUUAGCUCUUUCUAGUGCUAGAUUUGAAACUAUUCUAGUGACUCAUAGAUGAUUCUCGUGUUUUCUCCUUCUGGCCAGGAGUUCCUUGUAUUGCCAAGGGAGCACAAAAAAUGAUGAAACUAGUGGAAAAAUGAUUCUCAAUGUUUCCCUCCUAAGGUUAGGCCAUAUGCCAGCGAGUAAACAACACGGCGAGUAAACAUCUCUUUGUGGCUCAAGCACUCUAUUUCUUUAUUUACACCACCACCAACGCCUUUUUAAUAAGACACAUCCGAAUCUUUUGAACGAGUUUUCAACGUCAGUUUUUUUUUUUGCUGUUGAUCAUGGAAUCCAGAACAUUCAGAAAUGGAGAAGGAGUCCUUGAAAGAGGAGCCUUUCGUGCCGACAAUGCCCGCUGAGCCUGACGUGCCCAUUUGUUCGACGCAAGUGCGCUCUGCCGACCAUGUCCUCGACCAAAUGAGUGCGUUUUUAACAUGAGAAGUUCGGGAAUGUAUUAGUGUAACUCUUCUUUGACAUAUGUAUUUUCAAAACCCAAAGAGAACAAAUCGAUCAUAUUAGUUCUACUAGAACUGUUCUAGGUCACAAAUUAUUCGUCGCUCUUCUCUUAUCAGAAGCCAGACGACUAGAAUUUGAGGUUAUGGUUGUCUUGAUAAGCCUUGAAAAACAAAUGCAGUGAACAACCAAUCCUAAAUAAUGAGCUAAUUUGAUCUGCAGAAACUUCACGACUAGGUAAAAACUGGGGAGAAGCGGUUUUGGAGAUUUCAUGAAAAAAUCCUCUGUAACAGUGUUUCAUUAUCAAGCUUCAAUACAAACUCGCAGUCAAAACAUUAGGAAAAUUUCAGAAAAAGUGUGCAAUAUAUAAAUUUGGGGCAUGUAUGACUUUUCCAGAUGCCGUAAAUAGCAUGAACAACAUAAUCCCAAUGUUUGCAGGACCCCGACGCCUCCAACUUUUCUCCGCCGUUUUCAUUUGCAGUCUGUCAUGGGCGUUCGGGGCAGUCAUCCUCAUGAGCAGCGCUUUCAAUUCGAUCGACUGCGGCAGCUGCAACGGCACGAUGUUGACGAUCGUCUCCGAGGUUCUUGUUCAAGAAUGAACAUGCCUGAUAGGUCUUCUCAGUUCAACCUGCGCGAAGAAGACGCCUACUUGGUCGGAUGGAGCACCUCUGUGUUCAUGUUCGGCAACAUGCUCGGCGGUUCAGUGUUCACACACGCCGGCGACAGGUUUUCAGACUUCUUUGUGGCCGGAAUUUAAAAAAAGCUUAGGUAUGGCCGUCGACCUGUGCUGAUGGGUUGCAUGUUGGGACAGGCCAUUUCUGCCGCCAUUUGCUCUUUGUCCAACUCCAUCCUCAACUACUCCAUAUGCCGGCUCCUACAAGGCGCUUGUUAUACGGUACCUCCCUUUUUUGGAAGUCAGCUCCCUGAAAAGAUAGUAGAACAAAAAUUAUGUCUAAGAGAGAGUCUUAUAUCGCAAAUAUGGUCCAGAUUUUUGAGGCAAGCAGUCCUAGAAUAGAUGACUCGAAAAAAUUCAUCUGCUAAUUGCAACGGAGAAAAAUAAUAUUCAAAACUGCUUUUCUCUGGUUUUCAAGUUGUAAAUCAUUUUUCUCGUGCAGAAUAUGGUUUCAGCACAAUUUUAAUACGAAAAAAUCCGAAAAAAACAGAGCAGUUUUUUAUACAGUUGAAAGUUGUAGUCAUUUAAAACUACCUGGUGAUGGAAAAUGAAUGCGCGGGCAGUCCGAACCGUAGACUCUCAUUUUUGCUAUAAUCGCGAGCUGGAAUUUCUAGUAUCAGGAGAAAGUGUGAAUUUGAAGGGAGCCAACCUCGUGGCUUGGGUGACGGCCUACGAGUUGUGUCCGUCGCGAUUGCGGUCUCUGGUGACUCUGGCCUUCGGAUUGACUUGGGUCGUCGGCUACUCCCUGGUUGCACCGAUGGCCUUCUUCUCGCCCAAUUGGCGUUUCUUCAGCGCUUCGAUCAUCGCUCCUCUUCUCAUCUACACUUUGUUUUGCUACCUGUCAGUGAAAGAAAAGACAAAAAGCUUUUUCGAAAUGAUUCUCUACCUUGAAAUUUAGAAUCGUGCCAGAAACGUUGCACUUUUUGGUCUCGAAACGAAAGACAAAACGAGCUCAUAAGUGGAUUGAGAGGUUCGACAAUGAGCUUGUCGACCGAAUCGACGUUCUCCAGCUCAUUUCCACAUCAUCGUCGAGCGAAAAAAGCGAUUCUGGAGAGAAGUCAGGCGUCUUCUGAUUUUUAUUUAUUGGAAAAUACAUGUUUUAGAGGCUCGUUCUCGCAAGAGAUGUGCAAACACAAAAAGUUUAUCGGAUAUUGUCUCGUUCAACUCUUUAUCUGGUUAGUUCCUUCUUUAAUCGUUCUGCUCACUCUCCAUUUCUACUUACAGGACUACUGACAACUUCGUGUAUUUUGGCUUGUCCUUGUACAGUACUCAACUGAACGGAAACGUUUACGUAAACUAUGUAUUGAUGGGUAUUGUUGAGCUUCCAGCUUACAUAUUCUGCCCUAUUCUUCUAGAGAGGUUUUUUUGUAAAGAACGAAAAUUAGUGAUAGUUUAAUCAACGAAGAUUUGGCCGAAAAAUCGUUGUUUCUGGUGCUCAUCUUCUUGCUGGAUUUUGUUUCUGCGCAUCGAUCUUCAUGCCAGGUAUCGAAUAAUUUUCAACUAAGUUCAAGUUUGAAAUUGAACUUAAUGUCUUAUAUAGAUCACGAUUGGAUUUCUCUAACGUGCUGGUUAAUAGGAAAAUUCGCUAUUUCGUGCUCCUUCAUGUCGUUGUUUGUUUACGCUAGCGAGGUAGAUUUCACCGUAGAAAUUUUGAUAAUAAUUAGAUGUUUUACCAGAUUUUUCCGACAAAUAUCAGAAAUGUUUCUGUUGGUCUUUGCUCAGUCCUCUCACGACUUGGAAGCAUCUCAGCGCCGUAUAUCGGUGUUUUGGUUAGUUUCAUCGAAGAAAAAAAAAUUUCAACAUUCAGGGAGCCAUUUCGCCCAUUCUACCGAUGAUUGUACUCACCGUUUUGUCAGUUACGGCCGGCCUUUUAACGUUUUUACUACCCGAGACACGACACAAACCUCUACCGGACACGAUUUAACCGUUUAGAAAAAAUUUCGCUUAAUUGAAUAAUUGUAUGUUUUCUAAGAAUCUUGCCCAGCAGUCAAUCUUCGGUUAGAAAACCGGUCAAAUAAACGGGUUUUCACAUUCACCAGCGUAAUAAAAUUUUUUUUUAUCGUUUCGCUAUGUAAUAAACAUUUAUUCCUUGAAAAGUUUAAAAUUGUGGUUAUAACUUUAACUUUCUGAUAAAAUCUUAACUUAUCUCUUCCCAAAACGAUUAAACAUUAGAUUAGAAACAAUUCAUCACGACUAACAACAAAACUCAUAAGAAAAAGUAAUGUUUAGAAAAACAGGAUCCUCACUCUUUUUUUAAUUUUUCUCGAAUAAUAGUCUGAUAUUGCGAAGGUUUAUGCGUCAAACAUUUAGAAAACGUUUUCCGUUUUGCAAUACCUAUUAAAAAAUGAAGCAAUUUGUUGUGAAAAAGAAAAGAAAAAGAAAAGAAAACUUCGAAGUUUAAUUUUCAUCUUUUUUCUUCACUUUCGUAACCUCGUAAAUCGUACCAAACACACGCGCCGCAGGCAUACUGUAGCUUUCGUUCUGCUGUGUGGGCGCGGUUUUGGGUUGGAGCGUCCUUGAUCGAUUCUAUUUUCAACGGUCCACAUUUUGGCUCCGCUAUUUACGCCUCAUUUUUAUUUUCAAUAUUAUGUCGGUAUUUUCAGUUGUUCCUUUUUUGAAAGAUCCAAUCGAAUCUGCUACGUUUUAGGCAUGUUGGCCCCAUCCUUGAGGGUUGUUUCAAAACGCUCUAUGCAAACAUCAAAAGUCUUAUCCAGUGAGUUUGAAUUCUUUGUCAACGGAUAUACAUAUCUUUUCAUUAAUUUAAGUGCGUGGUCCACUCACUUUUGACGGUUGGUAUCCCAGAGAUCACAAACCAUCCGCUCCUCCAACUAACGAAGUAGAACGGAGAGCAGCGGCUAUAAAGUAUUUAUUUAUCUUUGUUUGUUUUUUUUCAGUUAUAUUUCAAUUGGGAUGAAAAAAAAAUUAUGAUCCACGAGUUUAGAUACGGCCUUCGUCCUGAAGACUACCAGCCCAUUGACAAAGACGACGUCGUUAGGUUAGCUCGAUUAUUCAAAUUUGUUUCUUUAAUAUUGAUAAGAAAAAAAUGUAAAAAAAUGUUCAACUAUAAGAAUUUUCGAAAUUUUACGGUAAAUUUUUUCUAAACAAUAUUUUCUAUUCAUUCAUUUCCAAUGUGAUUGCAGAUUCGCUGGAGAUUAUCCUGAGCUCGGAUCCGUCACAUUCGAUCACAAGGAUCCCUAUGAAGCUUGGACUGAUCGACAAAAUCGCAGAAAUUGGGGAGAAAUGGUUAUUCUUUUGAAAUUGAUCGUUUGAAUACGGAAAAAUUCUCAGGUGCCCAUAGACAUGAUGCGAUACAGAGGAGAUCGGUUGACCUUCACCGGCCUCGAAGCUGAAGACUACUCAACGUAAGUGUACAUUUGAAAUAGGACCUACAGAAAUUUCUUUUUUUUGUCUUCAGUUCUGAAAAUUUUCUCAAAGAUCAUAUUCAGAUGGGGCUCCAUUGUUUUGUGCCUUCGCGUUCUGGUGCCAAUGGCGUUGAUCACCUGGUAUUUCCUCAACGACAAUCCUAACGCUCUCCGAUGGAGAAAUCCUGUGGUACGUUGUUAAGAAUCCACUUUUAUAAGGCUGUAAACAUAUUUCAAACUUUGAAUUUUUAUCUCUUUAAAUUUUUCAUUCUUGAUAAAUGCUGAUUUGAACAAUUUUUCUUUCAAAAAUCUUCAUGCCGAUUCUAAAGGCUGUUCAAAUUGAAUUUAGCUCAUUUUCACUUUCCAUCCUAUUUUUUUGUGGUCAGGAGUUUUUUUAUAUUCUCAUAUUUCAACUCUAUUGCAAUUUAAUCGUGUUAUUUUUGGUUUCUAUGAUGCUAAAAAAAAUGCUAGAAAACACGAUAUUUAUUCUUCAAAUAUAACAAUUUUAUCAGAAAAUGUGUCAAGGAAAAGCGCCGCAGAAUGCAAUAUACCAACUUAUUGUUUUUUAAAGUUUUCUUUGUGUGAAAUUAACACCAGUGACAAGAUAGGAAUGAAAGAAACCUAUGAUAUCACAAUGCCAAAAUUAAAAGCGAUUGCUUCUUAUUGGUGCCAUUCUGUAACAACUCUCAUAGAACUAACUCUGGUCUCGGUAUUUCGAAACCGUUCUUGCCCAAGUUUUCAUUACAAGUUGCAAGUUAUUCAGUGUUCAGAGAAGAUUCUCUGCUGAAUCAUGGAAUAAAUGAAGAGUUGAUCGUCGCAUCGCGUUAACCAAGAAUGGCUCGUAGAUCAUCUUGUCCUUUUUCGUAUAGUAACGUUAGGAAGUUUAGAGUUCCGACGAUCAUUGCUUCUCCAGAGCGGAGGAUUUUGGGAGCGAAAUUUUUCGGUUGAUAACUCCGAUUCUCUUCAUUUUUAUCAGUCUACCUUUGUUUUCGAAGCCUUUUCCGUAUAGUCUUUGUGAUUUGAGCUUUGUAAAUAAUAUUAUACUGUUACUAUUUUUUUAAAUUCCCAAUUCUCGAUUAUAAAAUGUAGGUCACAGGAUCUCGAAUCACCCGAUAAUGGGAAAAAUUUUUUUAUUUAUCCUUGCAUUAAUGAUUUUUAUAUUUUUAAAAAAAUUUAUCAUUGUUAUUCAAGUUUUAUUGUACAGAUGCCGAAGCAGUACCCCUACGACUUCUACCGUGCAUAUCCUUUCGACGAUCCGCGGAAGUAUCCCAUCACGAACUAUUCCUUCGAUUUGGAAACUGAGUAA
Molecule: messenger RNA, 6906 nt
Organism: Caenorhabditis auriculariae
Lineage: Eukaryota; Metazoa; Nematoda; Chromadorea; Rhabditida; Rhabditidae
Source: the annotation of a GenBank genome assembly